Molecule: messenger RNA, 513 nt
Organism: Trichoderma breve
Lineage: Eukaryota; Fungi; Ascomycota; Sordariomycetes; Hypocreales; Hypocreaceae
Product: rieske [2Fe-2S] domain-containing protein
Exons: 3
Coding region: 1-513 (170 amino acids)
Molecular function (GO): 2 iron, 2 sulfur cluster binding
Source: RefSeq, a predicted model, not a curated record
AUGAGCUUCUUCGAGACUCCAUCUCGGCUGGGCGCUGAAUGGUUCUCCGUCGGUCUGGCCUCGUCGUUUCCCGACUCGGGGUUCGAUGACGACAAUUUGGCAAAAUACAGAACGUGUAGUGAGGAGUAUAGACCAGGAUGCAAAGUCUUUCAGGUGCCCAAAGAAGACAGUUCGCAAAGAACAGAAGUCUUGAUUGAUCAGGAUGGAGAUCUGGAAAGUUCCGAUAUGAAGGGUUUAAAAGACCAAGUUCUUGUAUUCAAGUACAGAGGGAAAUUCCACGCCGUUGAUCAUAAAUGCCCUCAUUCGUCUUACCCCCUUUCGCAAGCCACCCCAUUUGACAUUGAGGACUUCGGGGUUGUCUUGAGUGCAGGAUUGACCUGUCCAAAACAUGGUUGGUCGUUUGAUCUAUUUACUGGUUCAGGAGACCGUGGAAACUAUCAGCUUGGACUUUGGGAAACUCAGUUGCGCGAAGAGGUAUGGGUUCGGAGAAAACAGCGACAGCGCAUCGGAUAG